AUGCUGGGCACUAUUGUGGGCAUGAUGUCGGAACCUGCGGCUCCCAUCAUAGUACCAAUUCCAGCAAGUGUCGUACUUGCCACGUGGGUUUACGAGGUAUACCAGAUAUCCCACGCGGUGCUUCAGUGUUUCAUGUCCUACAUUAUUCACUUGACGCUUGUGCUGCAGACACUUUAUCUUGUGUCAGACAGCCAGGGACUCACUCGUAGGGCCAUCAAGCUGGCGGUCGCUUCCUACCUCGCUUCCCCAUUGAGCAGAGAAGUUCAUACUCGGAUUCAGGCUUAUGAUAUGCAAUUGAUGAUCCUGGGACGCGCGGAUCACGAUACCUUGGAUAAAAUUGCUGAGGUGAUGCAAUUUUAUAGCAUCGAUGAGACACAUAUGUCCGAGUCCAAACUUCGGGAAAAGCCUCUAGUAGAUUUGUCAUCGGACGAACCAUGGUAA
Messenger RNA from Suillus fuscotomentosus, 441 nucleotides. RefSeq lists its product as uncharacterized. The transcript has 2 exons. The coding region runs from base 1 to 441 and encodes 146 amino acids. NCBI's taxonomy places the organism in Eukaryota, Fungi, Basidiomycota, Agaricomycetes, Boletales, Suillaceae. The record is from RefSeq and is a predicted model, not a curated record.